Molecule: messenger RNA, 2305 nt
Organism: Chaetomium strumarium
Lineage: Eukaryota; Fungi; Ascomycota; Sordariomycetes; Sordariales; Chaetomiaceae
Exons: 1
Coding region: 498-1994 (498 amino acids)
Source: RefSeq, a predicted model, not a curated record
ACCACAGUUACCGCAGUCUUACCGUCCCUGCCCCGGUUGCUGCGACAUAAUGCGGGCGCCCUGAAACAAAGAUCUAGACGUACACCGUCGCCUGUCUCGUACGACUCAGUAUCCCUAUCUUUCUCUUCUGCGCUUGCACUCGUCGAGCACUGGUACUCGUCGCGACUCCUUGAUGCUGGCGCCCAGCCACCGCGUCCGUCGGCCCAGAUUCAUCUGAGGACAACGCAAGCGUCUGCGCACCUCAGAUGACCAAAUUGCUCUUGUUCUGGCAGAUGCCUGACACGGGUCGCACCUCCCUUGCAGUCUGAUGUGAACAAAGCAUCGUACCUCGACCGAUUGAGAACGAUUGUCCAAACGGAUGCCCCCGGACUGAAUGUCUGCAUCUAUACCGACCCCGGUCACGCCGCCCCCUUUUGCCGCCAUACCUGCUUCCGACGUCCAACCAUCGCUGUCUUUCUCAACCACCCUGAGCCGGAAAUAGAUCAAGGGAAAGAAGAAUGGCAUUCAUCCAAGACCCCCGCCUCCGCCAGCGCUGGAACCAGAUCUCCCACACCACCGAGGCCGUGACCGAGAACGCCGCCGCCGAGAUCUGGACCUUCGGCCACCGCUACGUCAACCCCUGCCUCGCCUCCUUGGCGGCGGCCGCCGACUCGUGCACCGGCAUCUGCCUGGGCGGCGACCGCGAGGAGCGCGCUCGCCGCGCGCGCGAGCGUGACAGGGGUGCCCGCCGGUCCAGGGCGCGGACCCAGGCGCCGGAGUAUAGUUUUGAUUUCUACGACGACUGGGAGGAGGACUUGGAUUUCGGGGAUGGGUUCCCUGGGUAUGACAAUGACUACGAGGACGGGGUCGUUGGUGGUGUUGGCGGGAGUUCUAGCGGGGGCGGCGGUGGUGGUGGCUUGAACUGGGAUCGGCUGCUCGCGGGAACCGGGUCCGGGCAUAGAGGGCGGGCGCACGGGGUUGGCGGGGAUGUGACGGUGGUGGACCAACCGAAGAGAAAGAGGGGGAUGAGUUAUGGGACGAGAGGAGGAGUGAGGCGGAAGGUGUCCGGCGAAGAAGAUCCGAAUGUGAUUCCGCGGACGGCACCGUUGGGAUUUCUGGGGCGGUUGCCCUUCAAGAUCGUGGGUUCGUUAAGGUAUAAGCCGUCGGCGGCUAAUCUAAAGGAACAUCCUACUGGAGUGGGGACCGCCCAGGAGUAUCGUGCUAGUGGAGGCAGGGGAGAGGAGAAUGAGCCGCUCCUGGGCACUAGCGAUGAGGGAGAUACAGGGCGCUACUCAAAGGGCUCGCCGCGACAGAGACCGAGGAGCAAUACCACCCUUUCGGGGGACACGUCUAGUUCCUAUCGAUCAAGAGGGGAUCUGUUCCCAAGCGAUGGCGAGGGAGACGAGGACGCGGUGCCACUGGAUGAUGAGUUUACGAUGGCAUUGGAACGGGUUGAUGACCGGGGCAGCACCAAAACACGAAGCAGCAAAGGGAAGCGUCCCGCCGAUAGGGAAAGGGAUAAAGGCCUGUCAAGGUCAGUUUCACGGACUACAAUAUCGUCAACGAACACACGUGGAAGUUACAGGAGCGAGAGCAACCCUCUGUCCGCCUCACGAGAAGUGGGGGAUGGGAUACUGGAACCGUCGCUAGAAGACCUCCAGCGUGAAGAAGAAGAAGCCGAGAGAGAAGAACACCAGGAAAUUGAGCGGAGACGGAGGGCUGCCUCACGCUUGGCGGCAGAGCGUGGUCUGAGUCAGAAUGAUAUUCCCGGCACUAGGGAGACGGUUGAAGAGACAAAGGUUAGCUCGUUCCACGAUGAAGGGGCGCCGCCGGAAGAGUCUAUGCCGAAAGCGAACGGAUCGAUAUUGGACGAUGGGGAGGCCGCAAGGGUAGAAGAACCGAAGCCUCACACGACUGCGCCUCCAGAACCUACACCGUCACAAACGGAUAAAACGGAUGCGCAGCCGCGGAAAGAAAGCACAUUUGUGCCUGCGCGGUUGCCUCACUUUAGCUAACGCCCGGUACAGAGUAACCCGGACACGAGAACGGGGAAUCGUACUUGUCAUGAUGCCCUAACGGAUGAUGGGGCUGUGGCAGGACAUUCACACAUCAUUUGCAAGAGUCCUCGAAGGUAGAGUGCACGAAGAGCCGCAGGCCAAAGGAUAGUACAGUAGUUAUUUCAGGGGAGAAAGGAGACCAAAUGAUACCCGCCAGACGCUAUUUAUACUUCGAGUCGGAUUGAUAUUGGUGCUUCUUGAACGCCCCUACGAGCCAUGAUAGAUGAUGCAUGAUUAUGGCUGCUACCUGCGUCUACUGUGUAAUCUCC